Herpailurus yagouaroundi (jaguarundi) is the source of this 1803-nucleotide messenger RNA. Its product is annotated as proline-rich protein 36-like. Lineage: Eukaryota; Metazoa; Chordata; Mammalia; Carnivora; Felidae. The record is from RefSeq and is a predicted model, not a curated record. Bases 1 to 1320 code for a protein of 439 amino acids. The transcript is spliced from 4 exons.
AUGUCCUGUUGCAAAAAGACACCUCAGCAGGUCCCAGGGGGCAGAACUGGGGAGCAGCCACUGCAGAGUCCCUACCGGGACCCCACCCCGAGGGCUUCUCGGGGACCCCGUGGUCCCCCGCCACGGUCCCUUCGCAGCCCGCCCCGCCUGACCCCAAGUUCCAGCCAUGCUGUAGAAAAGAACCGGGAGGCCUCCCGAGUACAUACAGAUGGCCCCCCCGUCCUCUCUUGGACGAGGACCUGGAACACCAACCAGGUGGAGGGGGAGACAAUCAGACCCAAGAGGAACCCCGGAGCAGACGUGGGGGGCAGCCGCACCCCCCAGGCAGCAGACAAUUCCAGCCUCAGCCCCACACAUCCCCGUCUCUGUUCUGGAACCUUCUGUCUGUCCCCAGGGACGGCAGCCGUUAGGCAGGAGCCUGGGGCCAGAAGCAGCAACCCCAGGCCCCUGCAGGAUAGACCACGCAGACCCCCUCCCCACUCUGGCGUCCCCCACGGUACUUUGGACUUUUUUCUCAUUAAUACAGAUUAUACAGUGGCUACUUUUUAUUUUGGCCUGGAUUCCCUCUCUGAGACCCCGGUUUUCACUUUCUUUUUGGAGGGUGUUGGGAGGGAGAUUCCAGACAGACAUCCUCAAAUCCGGCUUCCUGCCAUCUUUCCCCAUCUCUGCCCCCUCGGGACGCCUCCUGAGAGUCCCCCCUCCAAACUGACACAGCCUCUCCCAUCCAGCCAGCCAUCCCGAAGCAUCUCGGAGCGUGUGGGGACCCCUGAGCUGGCCCACCCCCACCCCCAGGCGAGGCAGGGACACAGACCCAAAGCCGUACCAGUGGGACUUGUUGCGAUACCAAAACAGCCUUUUCCCAAGCAGUGCCUCACAUGUCUGCUGGUGUGGCUUUGGGGUUCUCCUCCCCUGUUCCCCAGGGCCCCCCCCCCCCAGGCCUCAGGAAAGAGGAGGCGGGAUCCAACAGGAGUAAGGGCUCUGGGAGAGGAAGGAAGUCGCUACCGCCCACCCCACAGCCCUCCAUUCACACCUCCUGGCUACAAGGGGACCCACUGGAAGGGGACAGGGGGCUGUGUCCCAGCCCCCUCCGGCCAGGAACCCCCGGUCCACUCCCCCAAUGCAUCAACCCCCCACCCCUCCAUCUUGGGUCCCAGUCAGGCUUCUAAAACCAAAGUCCCUUCAGAUCCGGGGGUCCUGGCCUCUGCCCCCAGCCUCCUCCCUCCCACCCCCAGGACCCCGCAUGGGGGAAAGACGACAGAGAGUCUGAGGGACAGAGCACAGCACAGGGGAGACAGGGAGGAAGGAGAGAGACCCACUUGACUCUGAAGUUCCUUCCUUUUCCUUCCUUUUCUUUUCCUCCAAGAUAUUUUUUGAGGUUCCCCCCCCCCAUUUUGUAUUUUACUGAUAUUACCAGGAUAGUUUACUCUGUUUCUCGCUUCCUGCUUGCCACACACACCAGAUCUCACACACACACACACACACACACACACACACACGCGCGCCACAUUCAUGAACCCAAGUUGGGAGAAGCCUCGGGCUGGGUCUGCCGCCCCCCUCUCCCUCCCCAGGUGGGGACGGGGGGACAUCUAGGCGCACCUGGCCAACUCCUCCCUUGCCCGGCUCACCCGCCUGCCCCCUCCUCACAUCAUUCUCUGAUCAUAACCUUGUAUAUUACGCAGUCAUUUCGGGUUUUGCAGACGCGCCUACCUAAGUACCAUUUACAGAAAGUGACUCUGGCUGUUAUUAUUUCGUUUGUUUGUUUCCCUAUGCAAAAAAAAAAAAAAAAAAAAAAGAAAGAAAAAA